Molecule: messenger RNA, 864 nt
Organism: Colletotrichum lupini
Lineage: Eukaryota; Fungi; Ascomycota; Sordariomycetes; Glomerellales; Glomerellaceae
Exons: 5
Coding region: 1-864 (287 amino acids)
Source: RefSeq, a predicted model, not a curated record
AUGGUGGCGUUUUCAUCACGUGAGAGAUAUCGGAAAAAGACUGGUGCCGGUAUCCGACCUCAUCUCAUCACUCGGAAGUCGGCCCGGCCCGUCCUCUUGGCUCCAACAACGGGCAAAAAUUUGGAGAGGUCUGGAACCAACAUGUUGGACUCAUCGCUCAUUAAAAGUCAAUCUGCGGAAUGUGUUAGCCUCAGCGCAUCGCUGCGAUAUUCUCCCAUUCGCUCACAUCAAAUUUACGAGGGCCUUCUCAACUCAAAAGCGUUUGCCUGCGAACACGCACCAUUUUCCUUCAGGAUCUCUGCUUUGCCCCACGAUCUCCUCUGGGUUGAGGGUUAUAGGGAAUUCGUCAAGGGUGUGGGACAGGGGCUUCCACUUUGGAAGCUACCUAAUGGCUCAAGCUCCGUAACACCUCGGAGUAUCGAUAGGUCGGCUGCGCCAUCCUCCGUCCAAAGCUUCGUAGAAGUCCUCGGUGUUUCUCUGGCAGCAGUUUCUCUUUCCUCGCAACUUUCAGGCAACCAGAUAAUGCAAUACAAACUCUAUCGCAAUAAAUGUCAGUAUUCAGGUUUUCUGCCAAACUUUGGAGCGCGCUUCGUAAUAUCGAAUAGGAAACGAGAGUAUUGGCAUUACCACCCUGGCAUCACCAUGGAGUUCAACAUGAACGUGUCAUGGACCGACAAGGGCCGGCAGGUUCAAGCUCAUCAGCCCCGAUUGCCGCCUAUAGCUCCAGCCGCCGUCGUUAUCCAAUUCCACCAACCGACCGCACUUCCGUCCCCGAGACCCGGAAGACGGUGGGCGGAGAGGUCGGUGAUCCCGGGCUGCCAUGGCUUCGAUAGUGCUGCUUGGGAGUUUCUUAUAUCACCUUGA